AUGCUGUUAUUACAAAAAAUAUCAUGGUUUUUUACUGGAGAACGUUCUCAAGAUAGUAGAUGGUCAUGGUUUGUAUGUAUUUCUGCAGCAGUUAUCAAUGGUGUGAAUCUUGGUUUUGUGCUAAGCUUUGGGGUCCUUUUCCCAGAGCUGAUGGAAUACUUUGGAGAGACCGGGGAAAGAACAGGUGAGUUGAGAUAAAACGAAAUCAAUUUAAUCCUUUCUGAAAGCGCUUUUUUGUCGGAAACAAUAAAAUGGCCGAACAACGGAAGAGUAAACACCAGGCGCUCUUGAAAAUCUCUAUCAAUCUAUGAUAUUUCGCCAUAUUUUUGCGUUUUGUUUGGAAAUACAAAUCAGUGUCUAAAAAGCACUGAAAAGCCGUGUUGAAAUCUCUUCGUAGCAGCUCAAUGGGUGUUUUGGCAUCAACGCCUUCUGCGACAAAUUGCCAUUUGCAAACUGGCAUCUAAAUUGUAAUAUUCAGACCCCUCUUGCCAGGUUUUACUUCAUCAAAAUUUCGACUAACAACAGGUCACUUUAUUUCUGAAAGUGGGAACUUAACUUUGUGUUACUGAUUCAAAAAAACGCAGAUACCUUUCCAUUUGUCAUGUCUGAUUUGUCUUUAAAACAUUACUCCAACAUUUAAUUUGAUGUUGUGCGACGUGGAACCAAGAUGUAUUCAAAAUAAGCAAAGCAGACCGUUUAAAUUCAACCAAUAAGGAAAUAGGAGCAAACUUCUCAAAAAUAAGAGUGAGGCGGGUCGAUCCUUACGCAUAAACUACAAUUUAAAAUUUUUUUUUUUUGAGUCUGAAUUUCUCUAUUUCCUAAAAUUGGUUCAGGGAUCAAUUCCUCGCUUUCCAUGCAUCACUCAAACUCAGUUUAUUUCAAUGUAUCAUCUCCGAACUUAGCUGCUAAACUUGUGUCUUGAUGACCUAAACUAUUGCAAUAGAGUCUCACUGGGAGUAGCUUUGAAGGUUAUCUGUGAGGUCUUUGACGGUUGACGAUUAAUAAGUAGAUAGAAGAUUUCUUCGAUGAGUUUAAAUCAAAACAAUUAUUUUUAUUUUUCAAUAUUAAUUAUAAAUGUUAUUCAAACCUAUUCAGUGUACUAAGUGAAAUAAAGCGUCGUUUGAAUAUAUCUAGUACUAACUAAAGGCCUAAUCAAACCCACGCAACAUUUCAACGCAACAUCUUGCAACCUUGAUGGAUCGUGCUGCGAGAUAAUGUGAAGGAGCUGGCCAAACGUGCGCAACAUCUGGCAACAUUCAAAAGUGUUUCAACAAAAAUUUUACCAUUUUCAAACUUGUUCCACCACCACGCAACAUCUUGCAACAUGUUGUUACAACAAUGCUGAAAAAAAAUGUAAAAGAUAUUACGCUGAAAUGUUGCAUGGCCGGGCCUUUCAAAAGUGUUUCAACAAAAAUUUUACCAUUUUCAAACUUGUUCCACCACCACGCAACAUCUUGCAACAUGUUGUUACAGGGUAGCCAAGCGUGUACAACACGUUGCGCGCAACAAUGCUGAAAAAAUUGUUUAAAAGAUAUUACGCUGAAAUGUUGCAUGGCCGGGCCUUAACGAACAAGCUCAGCAAAACCUUGCUGAUAUUCUACCCGCCCUGAUCAUUGUAAGUUCCACGCGAAAUGAACGACCCGACCCAGACCUCCCUGUUUUUUUUGCCCCACCGCUACUCUCGUCUCUUUAUAUUAACUGAAUGUUUGGAACAGCCUAGAAUCACUGCGGUUAUAUGAGAAUUCGAGAAUCCCUAUCCACUCUUUCUUAUAUCGUCUACUUUGCGGCGAAGUUCGCCGCUCAAUGUCAGCGCGCCGCGCGGAAUUCUGGAAGUGUUUCUUUUUUUUUUAAAUUAUUAUUCGCGUAUGAAAAAUGGUUUUUCGUUUAUCAGAUGCCAGUAACAUGGUCUUCUUUCCAUUCUUAUCAGCUCUAGUCGGCUCAAUUGCAGUGGGAAUGGUUUGGCUGGCAAGUCCGCUGGUCGGUUAUUUCUGUGAUCGCUUUGGUUGUCGGGUCACGUGUUUCGUAGGAGGCACGCUAUGCAUGGCUGGCCUUGUGUCGACGUCAUUUGUUCCAAACCUCACUUGGAUGUACUGCACGUAUAGCGCAGUGUAUGGUUUGGGAACAUGCUUCAUCUACAAUCCUUGCUUUCUUAUAAUUGCCAAGUACUUCAUGGAGAAGCUAUCCAUUGCGACUGGGAUUGUUUCGCUGGGUUCGAGUCUGGGUUACCUGUGCACUGGACCUUUGCUACAAGCACUAUUGGAUGCAUAUGGAUGGAGGGACACUUUCAGGAUAAUGGUGGCGACAUACGCUCUUGUCUGCAUCUUGAGUUUGACAUUUAACCCCAACGUACAAGGCAUAACAGUAGUAGAAACAUUUACCCCUGAAAAGGAUAACAAUCGAGCUCAAGAAGUAAAGAGGAAUGCACUCUUUUUUUAUUGCAGCGUGUGGAUCUUUCCUGCUUACACUGUGUUCGUUGUUUCACUCGUACUUGCCAGUUUUUCGAUGUAUAUUCCCUUCAUCAAUCUGGUAAGAUUAUGAUUUGAUACAAGAUAGAGCGACUUGGGAGGUUGGGAGAGCACGAGAUAAGCUGGAAACCACUCCGCUUCGCGUCAUGGUUUCCUACACUUAUCUCGUGUUCUCCCAACCUCCCGCGUGUUUACAUCAGACUAUGUAAACACGGAAACCAUUUUACAUUUCUUCGAUGAAAUUAUAUUGUCUUGUGGUAAAAUAAAUUCAGGUGAAGCCCGGAAAAUGUUUCUGACAAAACUAGCCCUAGGCCUGCAACUGAUUGGAUCAGGUGCAGCCAUUUGUUUUCCGACAAUACCAAACAGUAGUAAAGCAUAUUGAAGGCUUUACUCACUGAAUAUUGUUAGAACAAUUUUCAAUUAAGUGUCGAAAGUAAUCCGAUAUUGCAUUGGUUUCACUUCACUGACUUCGCUCUGUGAUGGUCCAGAAAGCUCGCGUCACUCCCUCAACCAAUCAGAUUCAACACUAAAACUAAUCACGACAUGGUCGCCCGCGUUUUCCCGCGCUUUAGGCGGUUUGUUUGCCUUUACUUUGAGUUCUCAUCAUGCAUGCUCCAAGGAUAGCCUUGCCAGUUGUUCGGCUAAUGCAACAUUUCUGUUUUUAAACUAGGUCAAGUUUAGCGAAGAUGUCGGAAUAUCUCCACAAAAAGCCUCCCGACUGUCCAUCUUCAUCGGCCUUGCUUCAGCCGUUGGACGAAUCACAACAGGGAGAUUGUGCAACGAUAAAAGAGUAAAUCCAGUUUACAUUUAUCAAGCGUGUUUGGUUAUCGCUGCUCUUGCCACAUCGAUACUGCCAAUGGCAAAGGAAUACUGGCAAAUUAUAAUUUUCAGCGCAACUUUUGGAUUAAGUGAAGGUGUAUUCAUAACAACCCAGAAUUUCAUUUUAUUGACCUGUGUGGACAAAAAACGAAGGACUGCAGCUUUCUGUAUCAACAACCUGCUAUAUGCCUUUACUGCAGCAGCCGGCGGACCCGUUGCCGGUAAGUGAAUCAAAGAACCUAAAAAAGAUGGGUUUAGAAGUCUUUGGAUAAUUUCUUAACCAACCAGAAUGAGAAAUACAGCCAAUUUUUUGGUUUUUCGUUUACACUAGCUUACAAAUGUAGCCAUUGUUUCCUUGUGUUUGGUUAGUACUUCAGCUUUUUCUAUUUAUUUUCUUAACCCUUAACUCUCGAGUUUUGAUUGUUAAUUCUCCCAUCUAGCUGCCGCGCACUUCCAUGUAAAUUAGUUACGAGAAUUUGCGUUUAGAGCAAGUGAACAACUUCUACCAGAUAUCUUUGAGUAUUUUCGUUACCUGUUUGCUGGAUGAUGAACGGAUAUCAUAAGGAGAAAUUACCUAUUUAUCACUUCUGUGAGUUAAAGGGUUACAGUUCCUCAAUCUUAGAAAGGAGGAAAAUGAACUGUGUUGUUCUCCUCCUAGUUUAAGUAUCGUCUACUUCGGAGAAAAAAGGAAAAUCUUUUAGGCUCAGCUAAUGUGGGUAAAUGCACUAGUUUGUUUAUAAAUGUUGUUAUUAUACAUUAGGGUUACUAUGCAAGCUCUGAUUGGUCGAGAGCAUACAUUCAUGUACAAUAGCGUGUGAGGUUGACAUGAUAACCCAAUAUCUGCAGCAGGUGUUGGGUUAUCAUGUCGAGUUCUAGGUCUGCCUAGUUUCCAAGCUCUUCGUCCGUGUAGUACUCUCAAACCUUUGCGAACUCAGAGAGAAGUGCCUCUUUUGGCGAUUGUUAAAAAAAUUUAUGAUGAAACAAUUACUGAAUUCGGUUUCGAUAAUUCAUGAUAUCAUGCUCAAUCUCAUCCAAUAAUUGCUCUUUAUUUCCUAUACAGCCCUGAUGGCUGACGAGACAGGGGACUAUACCUAUUCAUUCUACAUGACCGGAGGAGUGUUGAUAACUGCAGCCUUGAUACCAUUGAUUUUGAUUUGCGUAAACCGUGGGAAGUCGAAGGUCGUCCCCGAGGAAUCAGAAAUAGAAGAGAAGAAAGACAACUUUGAAAGAGUGUCCAUAGCAAUUCAAACUCUCGAUGAAACGGAAGUAUUGGGAAAAGAACUGCGCACAGAGUCCUUGUCAAGAAAGCGCGCUGCAAGCGCAUUUCUCUGA
Molecule: messenger RNA, 4616 nt
Organism: Pocillopora meandrina
Lineage: Eukaryota; Metazoa; Cnidaria; Anthozoa; Scleractinia; Pocilloporidae
Source: the annotation of a GenBank genome assembly